UAUUUUUUUAACCUAUAUUAAUAUUUUUUACACUUUUAACAAAUUGAUUGUUAAAAUUAAAUUUUAAAUGGAUUUUAAAAGAAUUUCCAAUGUUAAAUCUAAAGGAGAAUAUUUAUGGUCAAUGAAACUGAUAGAAAACUUGCGCUUCUGAUUAAGUAGUAUAUUACUGGUGCACUUUUAUUUUAAAAAGAUCUCACAAAAAUUCGACAAUAUCCAAACUUUAUGAAAAUACUCAAAAUCAAUUAAAAUAUCCACCAAACAAUUAUAUUAUGGAUGAAUAAAGUUAAAGUGAAUGUCAGAUACCGAGAAAUUAAAUGGGUUUUGUAAUGUUGGACAACAUUUGUAUUCACCUAUCAGUCCCGCUAAAAUACGGAAGGGAUUAUCCAAAAAGACAGAAAACGAGGACAAAAAGGUUAAAGAUGAUGAUUCUGAUAAAACCUCCUCUUCAUCCGAGUCGACGAUUCCUCCAGCUCCGAACGGGGGUUAUGGAUGGAUCAUUGUGCUGGCCUCAUUCAUGAUACACUUCGUAAAUGACGGGGUUGGGUUCGCGUUUGGUGUGAUAUACGUGUCCUUCUUGGACUACUUCCAGGACAGCAGGGGAAAAACGGCUUUCGUAGUGUCUAUUUACUAUGCCGUGCCUCUUCUGGCCGGACCCAUAGCCAGUAUUUUGGUGGACACUUACGGAUGCCGCAAGAUGACGAUAGUUGGGGGCCUUAUAUCAUUUGUGGGAUUCGGGGCCAGUGUAUUUGUAAGACGCAUAGAGGCCCUAUACGUAACGAUGGGACUUGUAACAGGCUUGGGGUUGUCGCUCGUCAACGUAGCCUCAAUUGUCGUUGUGGCCUUCUACUUUGACUCUAAACGGGCCUUCGCCACGGGCCUUUCUACCUCGGGAUCCGGUAUCGGGGCAUGCGCCUUAGGAGCGUGCACCGAAAUCCUAUUACAGAAGUACGGCUGGCGUGGCACCACUCUCCUAUUCUCGGGUUUAUUUCUCAACAUUGUCGUGUUUGGCGCCAUGAUGAGGCCAGUGGAAUGGCCCCGUAAUUUGGCUCAAGCUCGCCGUCACCGAAAAUACCAAGAAAAGCUUCAAGAUUUUCAAGAAAUGUCGAAGAACAAUCCCGGUACCAUGGUGGCACUCUUGACGGGAGACAUUAUGAACUUGAACGAGUCUUUCGACCACUUGAAUGCCAACACAAAAAACGACGAUUCUCAGACCACAUCCUCUAACCACGAGGACCAUCACGAACUAGACGAUGAUGUCGAUAGAUACAAGGCCCAUUCCGUCCUCGAUAUACCAACUUAUUUAACCAAGAACCCCAUUCUAGUCAACGAAACUUACGAAACACUCCAUAAGGAUUAUAAUGUUGAUAAUCUGAUUCAAUUAUUACCCAUGGUCAACCCCGAUAUUUAUCAUCAAACACUGAUUGCCGACCCUACCCACAAUCGCCAAGUAAUACUCAAAGGAAAUCAGAGCCUUUCAUUGACACCUAGGCCUAAGCACGAUAUCUGGCUCGAGCACGUUGAUAAAAUGCGUAAAGCCGAACGAUAUAGAUUUUUAAGGCUCAAUCGAUCAAACAUCACUAGUCGAGGUUGCAUGCUGAAUACUCCAAAAUACACGAUUCGCGCCUCUAGCUGUCCCGACGUCUAUACCAGCACGCUAAAAAGAGACAGCGACGAUACAACAAUUAAACAAGUUCUCAACGAAUUAAUCGAUACUAUCAAAUCCAUGUGUGAUUUAACGAUGCUCAAGGAUAUCACCUAUUUAUUAUUUUUCCUAUCCAAUUUUUUGUUAUGCCUCGUUGACGACAUUCCCCAUCUUUACAUCGUGGAUAAAGCUAUAUCCUACGGCAUAGACCCCGUUAGCGCGGGCUUUAUUUUAUCGAUAAUGGGCUUGGUUAGCACAGUGGGUCAAAUUUUUUUCGGUUACCUAGCCGAUAAACCUAACUUAAAUACCAUUUAUCUUUACACUGCCGCGACCGCCGGGUGCGGACUCAGUUGUUUUGCUUUCACCUUUUUUACGGAUUACGUUGGUUUAUGCGCUUUUGCGGCUCUUUACGGGUUUUUGAUUAGCGCGAACUACAGCCUCACAUCCAUAAUACUCGUCGAUCUCAUGGGACUCGAAGAAUUUACGUCGAGUUACGGAUUGAUAUUAACGGCUCAGGGAAUAGGUAGUCUCACUGGGACACCGAUUGGAGGUUGGAUCCGCGAUAUUACGAAUUCUUACGAUUCCACAUUUUACCUAGCAGGAACGUUGAUCCUUUUUUCGGGCUUGAUAAUGUUGAUCGAACCGCUUUUCGCAAAAUGGAAAAAAAAUAAGCGUAAACGAAUGAUAAACAACAAACUCGAACCUAUUCCUAUUUUUCCUCUUAAAAAGGACUACAAAACUAAUUCUUUACUAGCACUUUAAAAAAAAAUACCCGGAAUUAUUAAUCUUUGAUAAGAAUAUUUUUUUUAAAAAAUAUUUAUUUUUUAUUUUAAUAAUUUGUGAUAUUAUUAUAAAUUAAUACAAUAUUUUUUUAAAUAUACUAAUUAUAUAUAUAUAUAUUAUACUAUAUACUCCCUCUACUAUAUAUGUACCAAGCUGCUCUCUGUUUGUAUUAUUAAAUGUGUU
Messenger RNA from Gordionus sp. m RMFG-2023, 2608 nucleotides. RefSeq names its product monocarboxylate transporter 9-like. Gene Ontology annotation, cellular component: membrane. The coding region runs from base 293 to 2404 and encodes 703 amino acids. Gene Ontology annotation, molecular function: monocarboxylic acid transmembrane transporter activity. The transcript has 2 exons. Gene Ontology annotation, biological process: transmembrane transport. The record is from RefSeq and is a predicted model, not a curated record. Lineage: Eukaryota; Metazoa; Nematomorpha; Gordioida; Chordodea; Parachordodidae.